AUGCACGUAACGUUGGCGGUAGCAGCAGCCCAUAGAAGAUUCAGUGCUGGUCAACCUAGCCCCCCUUCAACCGAGGAACUCGGGCAUUGGAACAGAGCUAUUUCGAUCUUUCGGGAUCUCAUCAAUGAUGAUUGGAACCAACAGGCCGACGCAGCGUUGACAACGUCUAUGUUCCUCAGCAUGUUGUCCUUCACGGAUGAUGGCGUUUCCCAUCCUAGGAGGGCUAUCGUGCACGGACUUGAUUCUUCGUCGUUCUCCUGGUUUCAGGUGCAGACUGGACUUGUGGAGCUGAUCACUCUAGCGUCUACACGGGGCUCGAGCAACGUGAUUAUGCCUUACUUCAAGGACGUAGACCCUGAUCUUGCUCUCCUUCAUGACGACAGGUCAGGAACCGACGGCAUCCCUGACGAGUUGGUGGAUCUCUUUGAGGUCAAGGAGGACUCAACUUGUGGCACUCAUCCGUAUUUGCGGCCACUGCGUCGAGUUUGCAAUAUGAGUAAUAUUCCAAGGACGACAGAAAACGGCCUGAAAUUUAUGCAAUUCAUGCAGGGUGUGGAUAGAGGUUUCGUGGAGAGACUUCAGCAGCUCGACCCGAGGACAAUUCUCUUGUUCGGAUGCUGGCUUGGCUUUCUAUGUCAUGUUGACCGUUGGUGGUGCAAGGGACGAGCACAGAACGAAUUCCGAGGAAUCGCUGCCUACUUGCAGGAGUACCGCCCAUGCUUGAUGCCAUACCUGACGUCUGUGACCGUCGAUUAG
Messenger RNA from Exophiala aquamarina CBS 119918, 756 nucleotides. RefSeq lists its product as uncharacterized. The record is from RefSeq and is a predicted model, not a curated record. Bases 1 to 756 code for a protein of 251 amino acids. NCBI's taxonomy places the organism in Eukaryota, Fungi, Ascomycota, Eurotiomycetes, Chaetothyriales, Herpotrichiellaceae. Gene Ontology annotation, biological process: regulation of transcription by RNA polymerase II. The transcript has a single exon. Gene Ontology annotation, molecular function: DNA-binding transcription activator activity, RNA polymerase II-specific.